Messenger RNA from Gorilla gorilla gorilla (western lowland gorilla), 1257 nucleotides. Its product is annotated as zinc finger protein 780B. Gene Ontology annotation, molecular function: RNA polymerase II cis-regulatory region sequence-specific DNA binding; DNA-binding transcription factor activity, RNA polymerase II-specific. Lineage: Eukaryota; Metazoa; Chordata; Mammalia; Primates; Hominidae. Gene Ontology annotation, biological process: regulation of transcription by RNA polymerase II. The record is from RefSeq and is a predicted model, not a curated record.
AAGGAAUGUGGAAAGUCCUUUAAUCGUGUCUCAAACCAUGUUCAACAUCAGAGUAUUCGUGCUGGUGUAAAACCAUGUGAAUGUAAGGGGUGUGGGAAAGGCUUCAUUCGUGGUUCAAACGUUAUUCAGCAUCAGAAAAUUCAUUCCAGUGAGAAACUUUUUGUAUGCAAGGAGUGGAGGAAGACCUUUAGAUAUCAUUACCAACUUAUUUAACAUUACCAAAUUCACACUGGUAAAAAACCCUUUGAAUGUAAAGAAUGUGGAAAGGCCUUCAGUUUUCUGACACAGCUUGCUGGACUUCAGGUCAUUCAUACUGGCGAGAAGCCAUUUGAAUUUGAGAAAUGUGGGAAGGCCUUCAAUAGUGGCUCAAACCUUGUUCAACAUCAGAGUAUUCAUACUGGUGAGAAACUCUAUGAAUGUAAGGAGUGUGGGAAAACUUUCAGAUUUAGUUUGGUCCUGACUGCACAUCAAAGAAUUAUACUGGUAUGAAACCCUGUGAAUGUACAGAAUGUGGGAAGACCUUUAGUUGUAGCUCAAACAUUGUUCAACAUGUUAAAAUUCAUACUGGUGAGAAACCCUAUAAUGUAAGGAAUAUGGGAAAGCAUUUACUGUGGAUGAUCAGCUGUCUCAACUUCAGAAAAUUCAGAAUAGUUAGAAAUUUUGUGACCAUAAGGAGUGUGGACAAGCCUUCACUGUGUACGAAAAAUUUACUCAACACCAGAGAGCUCAUAUUGAUGAGAAAUCUUGUGAACAUAAAAGAAUGUGUGAAGAACUUUCAUCAUAGCCUGGGAUUUGCUCAACUUCUGAGUAUUCAUACUUCUGAGAAAUCUUUGAGUGUAAGGAAUGUGGGGCGUUUUAUAGCCACACUAAAUACCUUAGAGUUCGGAGAAGAUAAUUCUUGUGAGAAAGUCUUUGAAUGAGGAAUAUAGGGUAGUUGUCAUGUUCACAAUAUACUCCCUAUGAAAUAAUUUACCAGAUACAGGCAUACCUCGCUGAACUGUGCAUUGCAGUUAUUGUGUUUUAUACAAACUGAAGGUUUGUGGCAACCCUGUGGUGAGCAAGACGAUCAGGUCCAUUUUCCCAACGUCAGGUGUGCAUUUCAUGUCUUUACGUCACAUUUUGGUAAUUCUCAGAAUAUUUCAAACUAUUUCAUUGUUAUAUAUCUAUCAUGGUGAUCAAUGACCAGUGAUUUUUGAUGUUGCUAUUGUAAUUGCUUUGGGAUACCACAAAUUCUGCCCAUAAAAGAUGGUAAACCUA